UCAUUGCUGCUAUCACUCCUGGUUAAUGGACCUUUAAGUCUCCGCAAUCUCUGCGUGACAGAUGGGAAAUCCGCCGGGUGGAGUACUCGAAGCUGACUCCAAUGCCCUCCACGGUGUUCAGGGCGACAUCACGGUUGAGGCUGAGACGGUCGCAGUGAACGGUGACACAGUCGCGCUCCCACAGAUCGAUCCGAAGACCUUUGUGGCCUGCGCGGACAUUCAAGCCACAGAAGCGCAAAAGCUCUGGGCUCUGCAGACAGUGAGCGAGAAGUUUUUUGAGGGCAAGUCCCAGCUGGUGGUCCAGGUCAUCUUCCUGCUCUGCGACCGCUGUUGGGCCGUGCAACGCCAAGCGCUGCUUCUCUUACAACGGCUAGGAGCUUACAUCAACCUCGAAUGCAUCUGCACCUUGCAGAAACUCAUGUACCACCCAGACAACGUGGUGAAGCUCUUUGUGGCGCGGAUUCUCCAAAACGUCCCCAGCCCUCAGGCUGUGGAGAGUUCCAAGGAGGUCCUCGGCAGUCGAACGGUCGCUCUUGCUGCAGUGAUGCAGUUUGGAAAAGCCUUAGAAUUUGUGAUGGAAUGUUUCAAGCAGGACCGCGAGAUCGUCUUGGCCGCCGUGACGCAGAACGGCGAGGCCUUGAGCUUCGUCGGCGCCUGGCAAUGCGACGAGGAGAUUGUGGUGGCUGCAGUGACGCAAUGCGGCUCAGCGGCACAGUUCGCCGCCCCAGAGCUGAUUGCACGGCAUCCAGGGCUGCAGGCGGUGCUCCAAGGAAGAGCUUUGGGCCUUUGCGGCAACUACUUGGUCAUUGAGGAAGUGGGCCGAGGUGUUUACGGUGCAGUGUCACGUGCUGAACAUGUGCAAACUGGGCACGUGGUGGCCAUCAAGAAGCUUCACUUUGAGGCUGAUAAUUGGGCGGAUGGUGUUCCAGCGCAUGUCUUGCGCGAGGUGUCGUUGUUGAAAAGCUUUCAGCACAAGAACGUGGUAAGGUUGUUGGAUGUGCUGGAUGUUGGUCCUACGGACCUACGACUGGUCUUCGAAUAUUUACCAAGAGACCUCUUUUCUCUACUGAAGGAGUUGAAAGAGCAGAAUACGGUCAUGGACAUGGAGAUGCUGCGCCGUUUUUCUGCGAAUUUGAUCGAUGGGCUCUAUGCAUGCCACGCCAGGAGCAUGGUCCAUCGCGAUUUGAAGCCGCAGAACAUCUUGCUCACCGGCGACGGCUCUUUGAAGAUUGCGGAUUUCGGUUUGGCCCGCAUGAUGGCUGUGCCCAACCGUACCUAUACUUUGGAGGUGGUCACCCUGUGGUACAGGGCACCAGAGAUGCUACUGGGUACGCAGACGUAUGCCUAUGAGGUAGACUGUUGGUCUGCCGGCUGUGUGAUCGCUGAGAUGGCCCUGACACGGCCCUUGUUCCCAGGAGACUCGGAGGUCGACACACUCUUCAAGAUCUUCCGCUUGUUUGGCACUCCAUCAGAUCAGAAUUGGCCCGAGGGCACGCAUCUACGGCACUGGAAAGACAGGUUCCCCAAAUGGGAAGGCACUGGGCUUCAAGGGCGGCUGGAGCAUCGGCCGGAGCUUAGAUCACCUGGACAUGGAGACGGUGCUGACCUUCUGAGGCGGCUCCUGUGCAUGAACCCUAACAACCGCAUGUCCUCGCGACAAGCACAGCGGCAUGCGUUCUGCACGAGAGAUCCAGUACCAGCUUAAUGAGCUGUGUGCUGCCAAAAAAAACCACCCAUCGGUGGUGGUGGCAUCGUGUCGUGUGUUUUUUGGGAUUACAAAAUUGAAACGACACACAAAUUGCCACCAAAUCCGCUUAGGGUUCUUGGGAUGAUUUCGCCUUGGAGGGCCAGGGAAAAA
Cladocopium goreaui is the source of this 1858-nucleotide messenger RNA. The record is from the annotation of a GenBank genome assembly. Lineage: Eukaryota; Dinophyceae; Suessiales; Symbiodiniaceae.